Molecule: messenger RNA, 1314 nt
Organism: Sapajus apella (tufted capuchin)
Lineage: Eukaryota; Metazoa; Chordata; Mammalia; Primates; Cebidae
Product: scavenger receptor cysteine-rich domain-containing protein SCART1-like
Cellular component (GO): membrane
Source: RefSeq, a predicted model, not a curated record
UCCUCUGCCACCAGCUCAACUGUGGCAACGCGGUGGCCGCACCUCGAGGAGGCCAUUUUGGGGGCGGGGACGCAGCCAUCUGGCCUGACGCGUUUCACUGUGAGGGGACAGAGCCCUACUUGUGGAAUUGCCCAGUAAGCACCCUGGGGGCCCCGGCCUGUGCCCCCGGAAACUCGGCCUCCGCAGUGUGCUCAGGUCUCCCCCAUGCCCUGCGGCUGCGGGAAGGACAGAGCCGCUGUGACGGCCGCGUGGAGGUCUCCCUGGACGGCAUGUGGGGCCGCGUCCUGGACGACGCCUGGGACCUGCGCGGCGCGGGCGUGGUGUGCCGGCAGCUGGGGUGCGGAGGGGCCCAGCGAGCCUACGACGCGCCCGCCCCCAGCCGCGGGUCCAUCCAGGUGGCGCUGAGCCGCGCGCGCUGUCUGGGCACCGAGACCCGCCUGACCCGGUGCAACGUGUCCGCGACGCUGCGGGAGCCCGCGGGGACCUCGCGGGACGCUGGCGUGGUGUGCUCGGGAGGGCGGAACCGCGUCCCGCGUGGGCCGUGGGGCACCGUGUGUGACGACGCCUGGGACCUGCGGGACGCGCACGUGGUCUGCAGGCAGCUGGGCUGCGGUCGCGCCCUGAGCGCCCCGGGGACCGCGCACUUUGGAGCCGGGGCGGGGCGCAUCUGGCUGGACGAGCUGCGCUGCCAGGGCCACGAGUCUGUGCUGUGGCAGUGCCCGUCUGCAGGCUGGGGCCGGCACGACUGCAGGCACCAGGAAGACGCCGGAGUCUUCUGCUCAGAGUUCACGGAUCUGAGGCUGCAGAGCCACAGGCAGCCAUGCGCAGGACGGCUGGAAGUUUUCUACAAUGGGACCUGGGGUGAUGUCUGCCGCACCCUGAGUGCGGCCUCCCUGCGGGUCCUGUGUGGGCAGCUGGGCUGUGGGUCUCACGGGCAGCUGCAGGCUGCGGCAGGGAGCCAGUCUGCCACUGAGUUUCUCUGGGUGGCCUCCAUCCAGUGCAGGGACAGACAUGACCAGUCCCUGUGGCAGUGCCCGUCAGCUCCCUGGGACCAGCAUUCAUGCUCCAGUGGAGAGGAAGCCUGGGUCCUGUGCAUGGAAAAGGCAGGAGAAGUUCCUCAGGACCCUGGGGAGACCCUCAACUGCUCCUCCUCGCUCAGCUGCCCAGAGGAGGGCGCAGUGCGUUUGCGCGGGGGCCAGGCCCGCUGCUCCGGGCGCGUGGAGCUCUGGCACGCGGGCUCCUGGGGCACCGUGUGCGACGACGCCUGGGACCUGGCGGACGCGGAGGUGGUGUGCCGCCAGCUGGGCUGUGGUC